Messenger RNA from Pygocentrus nattereri (red-bellied piranha), 2162 nucleotides. It is a transcript of the gene rbm12ba, whose product is annotated as RNA binding motif protein 12Ba. The coding region runs from base 152 to 1786 and encodes 544 amino acids. The record is from RefSeq and is a predicted model, not a curated record. Gene Ontology annotation, biological process: regulation of RNA splicing. Gene Ontology annotation, cellular component: nucleoplasm; ribonucleoprotein complex. Gene Ontology annotation, molecular function: RNA binding. The transcript is spliced from 2 exons. NCBI's taxonomy places the organism in Eukaryota, Metazoa, Chordata, Actinopteri, Characiformes, Serrasalmidae.
GCGCGUUUCAGUCUCUGCAGCACGAGGGGUUUGGUUGAGAAGCGUGGUGACGGUGUAAAAGUAAACAAAUAUUUCUCGUAAAGCCGGGUCAGUCUCGUCUUUCACGAAAACGUGAAAGCAGGUAUCACGUGUUUAGCGAGGCAUUCCCGCCAUGGUGACCGUGCGGCGUUUGUUGGGCCUGAACGCUGAAGCAGGCUCUGAGGACAUUCGCGCAUUCUUUCAUGGCCUACACAUUCCUGAAGGCGGCGUGCAUAUCAUUGGAGGCAGGAGAGGGGAAGCCUUUAUCAUCUUUACCACAGAGAAGGAUGGCCAGCUGGCUAUGGAACGUAAUGGAGAACUACUUAAAGGAUCAUCGAUCACCCUUCAUGUUAGCAGCUUAGCAGAGUUUAAGCGUAAAAUUGAGUCACGAUUAAGGAAACAAAAACGCUCAGUUGUGGAAAAGAAGGCUGCACAGAUGGAAAGGAAGAAGCCAGAUGUGAAAAAGGUUGUUGAAAAGGCAGACCUGCAGGUAGCAGCAUUGCCAGAAUUGGGGACUGCUCUAUUGCUGGGAAUAAUGGCUGCCUUUCAAGGAAUUCAGUCGAACAACCAAGAAAGCCAAAGCCAGUCGCUGCCAGCUAGCACCCAUCAGCUACCAGCGUCACCCAGGCCACAUCAGUCUGGAAACCAAAUGAUUCAAGGAAUGGACCAAACACACCAUAUUAACAAAGGAAAGGAAAGCAUUGCACAACCGAUGAGAGUACAUACUUUAGAGCAUGAGAGCAGUAGUAGAGAGAUCAAGGCUCAUGAGCCAGGUUAUCUUCGUCUUUAUGGACUUCCUAAUCAUGUGACCAAAACUGAGGUGGGCCGGGUCCUUGAGGGUCUGUCUGUACUGGAGGUUAUACCCAGUGUUUUUCUAGGCCGGGACUAUUGCUGCCUAGUGAAGGUGGCUAGUUUGGAAGAGGCUGAGGAGGGCCUGAAGUACAGCCACAGGACCCUGGAGGAUUCCUUUGUGGAGAUCAGGAUGGCACAUGAGAGGAUGUGGACAUACGCAACGGAGCUGUAUGAAUGUGGCCAGUGUUCCACAUCCUCAGAACCAGACAGAAUCUCUCCUGAUGGACAUUUGUUUCAGACCUCCCUGUACAAAAAAGUGUCAGAAGACCGGUCACUAUCAGGAUCUCCAAAGCGAUACCGUUUUGACUCCCCCCCCCCGACUACAGAGUACUGUGUAAUGGUAAAGAACCUUUCUUCCAAGACUACUAAAACUGAGAUAAAGGAGCUGUUUUCUUGUUUUCACCUUCCAAACAACAAGAUCAUCCAUCUGCUAAACAAGUGGGGAGAACGAACAUCUACUGCUUUCAUCAUAUUUACACAUGCAGAAGAUUAUGCUUCAGCUAUGAACAUGGACGGUAGCCCUAAUGGCUCAAAAACGCUUGUUGUGUCAUCUAUCACUAUGGAUAAAAUGAGAGAGUUAAUGUACAAGGAAAGACAUAAAGAAACAAAGAGAUCAUAUUUUCCAGAGAAAGAUUGGACUGCUCCGUCUUGUAUUUAUGCACGAAACUUCCCAGCUGACGUGAGAAAAAUUGAAGUGAAGGACUUUUUCUGUUUAUACCGCAUCAGUGAGGAUGACAUUACGCUGCUUAAGGAUGGCAAUGGGAAUGGCACUGGGGAAGCACUCAUUGAGUUUAAUUGUGAACAGGCUGCCAAAGAAGCUCACAGUCUACAUGGGGAUGUCUUCUUGGGACAAAAAAUAUUGCUUACCUGCAUUUCACCACAGCAGAUGAGGAGUAUCCUGCAGGAAACACAUUGAACCAAGAUCCUGAAGAACCUUUCAUGUUACAUCAUUUUUUUUGGAGGAGGGCAGCCAAAAUUUUGCUUGUCUCAACAGUGAGUUGUACAUAUGACUUAUACAUACAGCAUAUACAUACAGUGGACUCUACUUGGAUUACUCUGCAUCUGUUCAAAUGAGAAUAUACAAAAGAAAUGUAAUCUUACAUGGGAAAUACAGAAUCUAUCCCAGAAUUGUUAGAAAGAAAAAAAAAUGCAGUGAUGACCAGCGUGAUGAUUUCAGAUCGAAUUACUCUACAACUUUCCUUUUUUUUUUCUUUUCAGAAGUUAUUUUAUAACUUUGAGUGUUAAUAGUUGUACAUUUGUUUAAUGAAAUAAACAUUCCUUGUAUGCCACUA